AUGGCAACUAACGAGGAUGAUGAUGCGUCGUAUGUUGACUACGACGCCUUUCUCGACCCGGAUUUUAGCCCCUCUUCUUUUGCUAACAGCCUUGUCCUUGCUACAAAUAACCCCAACGAUACUCCCCUAGACCUCUCAACACCAUUGUCUAAAGUGCUUUUCGAUGCCCAAGAGGUCGACUCUCAUAUUGACCUUCUUACUACCCGAUCCGCGAUCCCUCUUUUAACGCAUACCAAAGAGCAGACAGAAGCGAGUGGAAAGAUCAUAUCCGAAAUCGAUAAUCAGGUUAAGAGCUUAAACGAGAGCUAUAAGCAACUAGAAAAGGAGGUUAUACAAAAGCAUGCCGAAGCCGACGAAGUGCGUCAAGUUGCUGCCCGAUUAUGGGAAACUUUGAAGUUGGGAAGGUCUGUUGGUCGUUGUCUUCAGUUAGGUCGGCAGCUUGAAAUCCAACAUGCCGAAAUAUCUAGUACCACGUCUGCUACUACAGCAACUAGUAGUAGCAAAAAGGAAGAUCAUAGAGCACUAGUACGUUGCGCACAUACUAUCUUAUCCUUGCGGGAAAUACUCGACAAGAAAGCACCAGGGGAGGAAGGCUAUGGGCUUGAUAAAGUCAAUGCAAUCAAGAGUUUACGGGACGAUGUCGUAGGCCCAAUCGAAAGAUCUGUUAAAAGCAUCUCUGAACAGAUUAUUAGAGAAUUCAGCAUUGGAUCCGCUUCAGGGACGGCCACUUUUGCACAGAGCGAAGAGAUCAAAGCUCGAACGAUAUCAGCCGUUAUUUCUCUGUACCUCAUAUCGCCCAUCACCGGCACGAAGCCUGAUAAAUGGACUCCUCAGCUGCUCCUACAAAUCCUCGAGGUAUAUUUACGCAACGCAUUACAAAGCUCCGUUGCAUCGCUAGCCAGGUCACUUGCGACACUACCGUCUCUUGACCGGACUUUGGCGGAAAUCUCUGCGCGAUGUCAAAACAUAAUCGCUUUAGAGAUCAUCCUAGCUUCAACAAGUGCGCCUGCACAUCCACUCUUACCGACGCAUAAGCAUGCAUUAGAUAAAUACAAUCUUCUACAGCCUCUCUUAGCAUAUCUAGAGACUGGUUCGCUUGCAUCUUACUUUUGGCGGACUAUGGCGAGUAGCUUGGCAACGCGGGUUCAAGAGAUUGUAAACCGCGGAGGCGUUUCAGCUCGUACAUUGAAGUCGAACCGUAACAGCGUAGGAGAGGCUAUCAGAGAAUGUGUUAUCCGAGGCAGUCAGCCUCCUAGCACCGUUGUGGCUGCCAAGGGGAAGACCCCUAAAGGAGACACUGAAAAGAGUGGCGGGUGGGAUCGCGAAGUAGCGGUGAUGGUUAGUAGUGUCGUCGGAAAUCUUGGUAGAUGA
This is a messenger RNA of Daldinia childiae, 1371 nucleotides long. Its product is annotated as Conserved oligomeric Golgi complex subunit 5. Gene Ontology annotation, biological process: intra-Golgi vesicle-mediated transport. The transcript has a single exon. The record is from RefSeq and is a predicted model, not a curated record. Gene Ontology annotation, cellular component: COG complex. Bases 1 to 1371 code for a protein of 456 amino acids. Lineage: Eukaryota; Fungi; Ascomycota; Sordariomycetes; Xylariales; Hypoxylaceae.